CUUCCUUUCCUUCCUCUAGCAGCGCUGAGAGAGGUGCCUGAAAAUGUCUGCUCACUUGCAAUGGAUGGUUAUUCGCAAUUGCUCCAGCUUUAUUGUAAAGAGAAACCAUCAGGUCUUUAGUACGGAGCCAAACAAUCUGAAGGCAAGAAACUCCUUUCGGUACAAUGGCCUGAUCCACAAGAAAACAGUUGGAGUUCAGCCUGCAGCUGAUGGAAAGGGGGUCAUUGUUGUGCUAAAGAAGCGUGCAGGUCAGCGCAAGCCUGCAACAUCUUAUGAAAAAAUUUCCAUAAACAAGAACUCCCGCUCCACUCUGAGCAGCGUGCGUCACAUUAUCCGCAAGAACAACUACAGGAAGGAUCUCCGCAUGGCUGCUCUCCGUCGUGCUAGUGCUAUCCUGAAGAGCCAGAAACCAGUUGUGGUGAAGAAGAAGCGCACCCGGGCAGCCAAGACUGCAUAAAUGUUCUGCAGAUUUGUACAAUAAAAUGGUUUCAUAC
Xenopus laevis (African clawed frog) is the source of this 494-nucleotide messenger RNA. It is a transcript of the gene rpl28.S, whose product is annotated as ribosomal protein L28 S homeolog. Gene Ontology annotation, cellular component: ribosome. The record is from RefSeq and is marked provisional. Gene Ontology annotation, biological process: translation. NCBI's taxonomy places the organism in Eukaryota, Metazoa, Chordata, Amphibia, Anura, Pipidae. Gene Ontology annotation, molecular function: structural constituent of ribosome.